This is a messenger RNA of Striga asiatica, 823 nucleotides long. The record is from the annotation of a GenBank genome assembly. Lineage: Eukaryota; Viridiplantae; Streptophyta; Magnoliopsida; Lamiales; Orobanchaceae.
AUGGCGAACAGUUAUGCUAAUAAGAGAUGGCUUCCCCUUGAAGCUAACCCCGACGUCAUGAACCAGUUUAUUUGGGGACUUGGUGUUGCGCCGCAUGAGGCCGAGUGCUUCGAUGUUUAUGGACUCGAUGGCGAAUUGUUGGAAAUGGUUCCAAAACCUGUGCUCGCUGUCUUGUUCCUCUAUCCCUUGACUUCACAGGAGCCAGACAGUGGGGUUUACUUUAUGAAGCAAACUGUUGGAAAUGCCUGUGGAACCAUUGGUCUUCUUCAUGCUGUUGGAAAUAUCACUUCCAGGAUAAAACUUGUUGAGGGUUCUUAUUUGGACAUUUUUUUCAAAACGACUGCAAAUAUGAAUCCAUCAGAGCGUGCCUCAUUUCUUGAAAAUGAUAGAGAAAUGGAAGUUGCUCACUCAGUUGCAGCUACUGGUGGUGAUACAGAGGCAUCAGAUGAUGUAAACACUCAUUUCAUCUGCUUUACAUGUGUUAAUGGUGAGUCCUUUUUCUCCCCGUCGAAGCAUGAACUUGAAAGGCAACUGUAUGAGCUUGAUGGAAGGAGGGCCGGACCAAUCACUCACGGUGCAUCUUCUCCAGACACCUUAUUACAUGAUGCUGCUAAAGUCAUUCAAAAGAUUAUCCAGAAAAAUCCAGAUUCUAUCAACUUCAAUGUCAUGGCUACUCGAAGAAAGUUGGAGCUUCGGAAUCAUGAACGUGUUCAUGCGUUUUUUUUUCCACUUUAUUUACUGCCUUCAACUUUGGAAUGUUCUAAAGUAGGUAUGUUACUUGCAUUAUGGCUGUGUUUGAUAGACAAAUAAACUAGCUUAUAGC